This is a messenger RNA of Labrus mixtus (cuckoo wrasse), 1709 nucleotides long. RefSeq names its product trypsin. Gene Ontology annotation, molecular function: serine-type endopeptidase activity. The coding region runs from base 94 to 888 and encodes 264 amino acids. Gene Ontology annotation, biological process: proteolysis. Lineage: Eukaryota; Metazoa; Chordata; Actinopteri; Labriformes; Labridae. The transcript has 5 exons. The record is from RefSeq and is a predicted model, not a curated record.
UGCAGGUGUGAAGUUCUGCUGUUAAGAUUAGACAGGUAACACACAGGUGAAGUUACUCUCUGCGUGUAGACACCUCUUCCUUUUGUCUUCGCAAUGGAGCUGCCAUCUUUAUUGCUGUGUGCACUGUUAAAAGCCCUGGCUGUGUACUGUCAAGAGGAGGCACAGGGCCGUAUAGUGGGAGGAUACGCACCAGUUCCACAUUCAAUCAAGUACACUGUGUCGAUACAGACGACAAGGCGUCAGCACAUUUGUGGAGGCUUCUUGAUAAAUAAGUACUGGGUACUCACAGCGGCACACUGUGACAUCGGGGUUGAAAAUAUGGUGAUAGUAGCAGGGGACUACUCUCUGACCAUCUUUGAAGGCACAGAGCAAGAAAUCCUGCCCAAACUUCUGGUUCCCCACCCUGAUUACAACAGCACUACCAACAACAGUGACAUCAUGCUCAUAAAGCUGAAGGCCCCCGUUUACCUGAACAGCUACGUUUCCAUCGCUCUGUUACCCCGACACGGCGCCUCCAUAUCGGCGGGCAGAAUUUGCCGAGUCUCAGGAUGGGGAUACACCAGCCCCAGCGGAGGCCAGAUCCCCUCCACCAUCCACACCGUGAGGCUCCCCAUCGUGUCAACGCAACAAUGCAACAGCAGCGAGUCCUUUGACGGCCAUAUAACAGAAAACAUGCUCUGUGCUGGUUACAGUAUAGGUGGAAAGGAUGCCUGUCAGGGUGACUCUGGAGGUCCGUUGGUGUGUGAGGGACGGGUUUAUGGCAUUGUGUCCUGGGGGAUAGGAUGUGGAGAUGCUCAGUUCCCUGGAGUCUAUACAGCUGUGUCCAAGUUCCGCAGGUGGAUAGACAACACCAUAUUUAGCUACUACAGCAAGUGUAACAAGAAUUAAAAAACAAGUGUUCAUCAGAUUUUUUUUUUUUUUAAACUCAAUGGAGAUUUUUCUUAUUUCAAUUCUAGUGCAUAUUUCACUAUUUGUCAAAGGAAUAGUUCAACAUUAUGGAAAAUAAGCCUAUUGCCUUUCAUUCAGAAUAAAACAGAAGUCUGACACCUUUAUCAUGCUCGGCUAAUAAUAGCUACAACUGGCUUUAAAGGAGCUAACUUAGCGCAAAGGCCCUCUCUAUCACCGGGGGAAACCUAGACACAGCGGUUCUCUGGCUGGGGGCUAGUGAGUAACCCCACACCCACCUGGCGCCCAUCACCUUGGGCAACUCCAGAAAAGGAGAGAGCCCUGCCCCUCUCCAGGAGAUUGAUGUCAGAACUAGAGCUUUGCGUGCAUGUGAGCCCAACUGCGUCUAGUUAGUAGCCUUCUACCUUCCGCGCAAGCUACGACUCCUUCCCCUGCAGAGAGAUAAUGUUCCACAUACCGAGAGCCGGUCUACACUGCCAGGGAUCAGCACACCAAGGCCACCGCCUUCUCCUGACCCACGGUCUGCAAUGCACCUGACCCCCAUGCCCAUCCCUGCAGGUGGUGGCCCCACAGGCAACUCCAUGUUUUAUCUUCAGGUUGAAAUCCACUCAAAGUUUCAAAUACUGGAAAUAAGGGGUAACAGCUAGUCAGGCUCUGUGCAAAGAGAAACAGAGGUCAUCUUUCUUCACAUCUUAAGCUAACCAAUUAGCAUGCUAUGUUACGUGUGUAAUCUGUACAAAAAACAGGGUUUUCUUUUUUUUCAGGCCAGACUUUUAGUUAGUGCUAAGCUUAGCAGAAUGUAU